Messenger RNA from Fonsecaea pedrosoi CBS 271.37, 1164 nucleotides. RefSeq lists its product as uncharacterized. NCBI's taxonomy places the organism in Eukaryota, Fungi, Ascomycota, Eurotiomycetes, Chaetothyriales, Herpotrichiellaceae. Bases 1 to 1164 code for a protein of 387 amino acids. The record is from RefSeq and is a predicted model, not a curated record. The transcript has a single exon.
AUGGCUUCUGUGCACGGCUCGAACGCUAGCUCAACCUCGUCCCUUGCCCUUUUGCCCGACUCAUCUGCCCAUAGUCUUCUGGACUCUCUACCCGGGUCCCCGCUCCCUGAAGUCUCGGAGUACGUGCGAGCCAUGUACAUGGAGAGGUUAGUCCUAGUCAAUGAUGAAGACCCAGCACGCGUGCCCCAUCCAUAUGAUGUGCAGUCGAGUUCUCUGACGGUGGAAUCACAACGCAGCCUGAACAAAGUUGCCUUCUUGAUAGGUUCCGACAACUCUGAAACUUGGUUCAACAUCUACAUAUUGCCCGCGGCGCUCCGGGACGCAUCACCUCUCUUUGAAAGGAGCGGACGUCGUUCCAGGUCCCGCCGUUCGUCAACAUCCCCACCCUCGCCCGGCUCGCUCUGCUGCCGCUUCCGAGAGCAGGAUUGCCAGGCCGCUGUGGUCUUUGGGCUGUGGCUGGGCCUGUACAGCACCGCAGACACUCGACUGUAUGAGGACUUUGACAACGUGAUUCAGUGCAAGUUCGGCCAGAAACCAGACUUGUUUGUCCGGUGUUGGGAUGUCGCCGACCGAUUCGAGGCACAGCCAUUCAAGAACUACCUGACCACCACCGCGGUCGUCAUGUCCAACACAUGCCUUGUAGCACACUUUGGGAUCGCCGACAAUUUCUCCCGAGCCGGCCUCUCCCGCACCUCACUCGUCGGCGCCCUGCUCGACAGCCUAGCCUUUCAGGUCGUCGAGAUGGACAUGGUUCUUUUGGAGGUCCUCGAGAACUGGUCGGUCUUCUCUGGGCUCAUGGAGGCCAGCCCUCGCCUCCUCGCCGAGUUCCUGCUCGCGAUCGAAGACUUGAAGGGGUUCCGGGAUAGGUUCUUCCCGUUCCAUCCACGCGAUCGUCUGUGUGCAAAGUGGCACACGCACAAGAGCAGGGCAGAGCGCCGAGCGUGUCCCGACUUCAACGCCGUGGAAUGUGCGGGGCUCGAUUCGAGUGACGACGACCAACGCGAUGGCAGUGGUGAUGAUGGGGGCGACGACCAUGAACGAGAUAGCGACAAUGGCGAUGACGAAAGCGUCGACCGUGACCAGGACAAUGACAAUCACGAUGAAAAUGACGACCACCGCACUGAAGACAUGAACAACAGUGACGACAACGAGGGCUACGUCUGA